Messenger RNA from Encephalitozoon romaleae SJ-2008, 642 nucleotides. RefSeq lists its product as hypothetical. The record is from RefSeq and is a predicted model, not a curated record. Bases 1 to 642 code for a protein of 213 amino acids. Lineage: Eukaryota; Fungi; Microsporidia; Unikaryonidae. The transcript has a single exon.
AUGAAUGAUCUAGAAAAAUCAAGUCUCCUCAUGUUUGUAAAGGCAGUCUUUCAUUUUAUUGUAAUCCUCCGUAUAAUCAAAGAAUGGAACCAUGUACCUGAUUAUAAGAUGAACUUUGAAACAGUAUCGAAAAUAGUACUUGCCUCUUAUGUCUUACUUCUGUCCCAAAAGAUCACCGAUGACUUAGAUUCUAGUUCAAUCACAUCCAUUCUAAUCAGUACCAUGAUGAUGCUGGCAAUAAAUGCAAUAAGAAAGAAGAAGUUUGAAAGUAUGGAGUCUGUUUUAAGGCCUUUCAUCGAUUUUCUUUCUCAUGGACUCUCCGAAUCAACCCAGAAGAAGGUUUCUAGCUCCUUAGAAAAUAUAAUUCCAGUAUUCUUGGUAGGACAUUUAGUUGUAUUGGCAUCUGGAUUACUCCUGGGGAUUGAAAAAAGAUUUACAAAGUAUGUAAGGCACCCAAGGGAUAAGCUUCUCUUUGUUUAUGGAUUGAUUCUCUUCAUAUUGGGUUUUUACAUUUCCAAUGUGGGAGAGGAAAUAGCCAUCAAUAUAAUUGAGAAAGCAGCAUCCAAUGGAAGAAUUGAAGGUGCCAAAACGUUUUUUCGUGGCAUUAAACCAAAUAAAAGUAAUUAUUUACUAGCCCGGUAA